Messenger RNA from Myzus persicae (green peach aphid), 1505 nucleotides. Its product is annotated as serine/threonine-protein kinase STK11-like. Bases 1 to 1260 code for a protein of 419 amino acids. Gene Ontology annotation, biological process: protein phosphorylation; establishment of cell polarity; intracellular signal transduction. The transcript has 7 exons. Gene Ontology annotation, cellular component: cytoplasm. The record is from RefSeq and is a predicted model, not a curated record. Lineage: Eukaryota; Metazoa; Arthropoda; Insecta; Hemiptera; Aphididae. Gene Ontology annotation, molecular function: ATP binding; protein serine/threonine kinase activity; protein kinase activator activity.
AUGAUGGAGCAGAGAGAAUUUGACGAGGCUGUUAUGCCAAGUGCUAUAGAUGAUGACGAAGAUGUGUUCAAAGACUUGUUAAAUGUACCGGCCGAUUGGUCGGCAAACGAUUGUUUGGCUACCGGUAUUUUCAAUUCAUUUGAUCCCAACGAAGUGGUAUAUCGGGCCCAAAAGAAACCAUGUAAAACGGUUGGUAAAUAUGUAAUGGGCGAUUUAUUAGGCGAAGGUAGUUAUGGUAAAGUUAAAGAAGUACUCGACUCCGAAACGCUUGUUCGCUGCGCAGCUAAAAUAUUAAAAAAGAAAAAACUCAAACGAAUACCUAAUGGAGAAAAAAAUGUGCUCAAUGAAAUUCAACUUCUAAAAACAUUGAGACAUUUAAAUGUCAUAGAGUUAGUAGAUGUGAUAGUGAAUGAAGAAAAAGAAAAGAUGUAUCUUCUUUUGGAAUAUUGUGUCGGUGGUCUUCAAGAUAUGCUAGAACACUCUCCAGGAAGUAAAUUUCCAUGCUGGCAAGCCCAUAAUUACUUCAGUCAGUUAAUAAAUGGACUAGACUAUUUACACAGCCGUGGAAUAAUUCAUAAAGAUAUCAAACCAGGGAAUUUAUUGCUCACACUUGAUGAAACACUUAAGAUAUCAGACUUUGGAACUGCUGAAGCACUGUCGCCCUUUGAUCCAGAAGGUAUCUGUGCAUCUAGUCAAGGCUCACCAGCAUUUCAACCGCCUGAAAUAGCAAAUGGGGCUGAUGAGUACUCUGGCUUUAAAAUAGAUAUUUGGAGCAGUGGGGUUACAUUGUAUAACUUAGUUACCGGAGAGUAUCCAUUUGAAGGUGAUAAUGUGUAUAGAUUAUUUGAAGCGAUUGGGAAAUGUAAUAUACAAAUUCCAGGCUUUGUGACCGAACCUUUGAGAUCUUUGCUAGUUGGAAUGCUUAAAAAAGACCCAAAGAAGCGAUUUACCUUAAGAACGAUACAAACACAUCCGUGGUUUGUUUGUAGACAUCCAAGAACAUCUGAAAAGGUACCUUUUCCUCCUUUGCGUGGUGAUUUUAUGCAUAACAUGACUGUAUUGCCAUACCUAUUUAACUAUCAUUCAUGUGAAACGCCUUCAGAUAACGAAGAAGAAUAUAUAACAGAACAAUUAAUUAAAGAUCGACCAAAUGGGAGUGCAUCAGUUCCCAUUGAUGAUGUUAAUGAUCCAUCUAAACGACCGUGGCACAAGCCAAUCAUGUGUAAUGUUAAAAAAAUGGCCUCAUGUCGAUUGUCAUGACAUUUGUCACUCAAUAUAGUACUGCAUCUUUCAUAUUGUUUUAUAUUAUAACCAUUAUUGGUUGAGAAGAUUUAAUUAUUUUUCGAGGUACACGUGAAUUGGUUGUUUUCUCUUUUAUAGAAUCAAGUCAAGUAUUUGUGUAACAUAUAUAAUUUCACAGUAACAAUGAAAUUAUCCAUGUUAAACUACUUAUUAAUAUAAACUAUUGACCUAAUUAUUUUUUGAAUUGUAUUGAUUAUUUAAAG